Messenger RNA from Dromaius novaehollandiae (emu), 1388 nucleotides. Its product is annotated as guanylin-like. The transcript has 3 exons. Gene Ontology annotation, molecular function: guanylate cyclase activator activity. Bases 149 to 472 code for a protein of 107 amino acids. The record is from RefSeq and is a predicted model, not a curated record. NCBI's taxonomy places the organism in Eukaryota, Metazoa, Chordata, Aves, Casuariiformes, Dromaiidae. Gene Ontology annotation, cellular component: extracellular region.
CAGAAGACAGAGCUCUGACUGCUAGAAGAGCUGAGCACUCAGAGGAAGAGAGAGGAGGAGUCCGAGAGACAAAAAAAGGGCAGCUAAGACCAAAUCAGGAGAAAAGAAAAGAUAUUUAGAUUUGGAGAGGCCCCACUUUGCAGCUGCUAUGAAGGGCUUGCUUUCUUUCACAGUCCUUGUGCUCCUCUCACUGGUGCACAGCUCCCAGGCAGUCUACGUUCAGGAUGGAGACUUUAAAUUCUCCCUUGAGUCCGUGAAGAAGCUAAAGGAGAUCAUGGACAAGGACGCAGACGUUAACCCUCGCAUGAAGGUUAUCUUGGCUCCAUGUGAAGAAAAAGAUCUCCCUGAAGAGUUCCAGCCUGUGUGUGAAAGAAAAGAUGCACCCAUGAUUUUUGAGAGGCUGAACACGGCUAUCACAGAGCUUGAUCUGUGCGAAAUCUGCGCCAAUGCAGCCUGUGCUGGCUGCUAUUGAAGAAGGACAAAACAACGUAAAGUAGAUGCGUUGAGCCACGAAGCUUGUGCUUUCGUCUUGCAACAUCACAUAUCCUCACAAAUCAAUAUUUAGGCUCCAUCUCCACUUCAGUCAAAGGGGAACUGUUAGCUCAUGUAGACAUACCAGAGGUAACCUUCAAACAGCUAGAUCGGGUACCGCCAGCAGUGCAGUUCUGGCAACAAGCCUGUAAACGUCAUCCGAGAAGCUGGGGACUGGUCAAGGGAGGGGCUUGCGCUGAGUGCUGUCCCGCUGUGACUCUGUCUACAUGAGCUGUGGGACACUUGACUGGAGUGAAGACACCCUAGGCUCAGUGUUUCAGUUUCCACAGAUUUUCUUCUGGGUUGGAAGAUGGAAUGGAGCAGUCUCCUGUAGCCUUUCUAGUAUCUACAUCUGCCUGUAAUUGGGUCUCCCCCGCACACGUGCAUCUAGCGGCGUAGGGUUAUAGUCUUUUCCAGCUUACGCUUUCCAAGCAUAGUGAGUAAGCGUCACUGUACCUGCAAGCCUGCAUGCAGCACGCAUGUGUUUGCAAUACAGCUAUAGCAUUUAAACUGGGGACAAGUUACAAGUGUUUAGCAACACUUUCAUAGAGCCAGAAAUCUCUCAAUCUGUUACUUGUACUCAUAGUUUGUUGCCAAUGUACUGGAUAGAUGUAAAGGGACACAGGCGCUAGGAACCCUUUCCACGUGGUUAUAGGGAAGUUCACUUCUACUGAUAGAUAUUCAUGUUCAGGAAGUUCUGCUUAGGAGGAAGGAGGACCAUGCUGCCGUGUUGGCAUCACUCUGAAAUGAAAACAUCAUCUAUCGUUUUUAUUUAUUGGUGGCAAGGAUGUGAAGGAAGAGCCUGUCCAUGUUUAUAUGCUACUGUACAUGAAAUAAAAGCUAGCAAUGAAAAUGUC